This is a messenger RNA of Cololabis saira (Pacific saury), 2363 nucleotides long. Its product is annotated as integral membrane protein 2A-like. Gene Ontology annotation, molecular function: amyloid-beta binding. Gene Ontology annotation, biological process: negative regulation of amyloid precursor protein biosynthetic process. The transcript has 6 exons. Gene Ontology annotation, cellular component: Golgi apparatus; plasma membrane; extracellular exosome. The record is from RefSeq and is a predicted model, not a curated record. NCBI's taxonomy places the organism in Eukaryota, Metazoa, Chordata, Actinopteri, Beloniformes, Belonidae. Bases 318 to 1058 code for a protein of 246 amino acids.
CUAAAUGACGACGAGAGGAAGCAACCGGAGGAGGCAGUAAAUGCUCUUAUUGUGUCUUUGUUAAAGCAUUACUACCAAGCCACUGUAUUGCAGUGCCACAUAUUCAAAGGUGGAUUCGAGUGUAGAGUAGAUUUCUUUGGGCAGCGCGUUUUUGGUACAGAAACUGAUCUUAAUCCCAGCACCGGAAGCGCAACAUAAAGCCGAGGUUUGCAAAGUGCGUCACUGGGCUGAUUACGCACAGCCUGCGGUCCAGCGCCGACCAGUCGCCUCUUCUGUCUGCCUUCUGCAAAAGCCGACCUGCUUUUCUCUCCGCCAGCAUGGUGAAGAUCGCAUUUAACUCCGCUCUGGCGCAGAAGGCGCUGGGGAAAGAGGUGCCAGCCGCGGUGAAGGACCCUGAAGUGGGCUCAGCUCCGUCGGUGACCGAGGGCUCCACAGGUCGCUGUCUGCUCACCCUGCUCGGCAUCGCCUUCAUCCUGAGCGGGCUCAUCGUGGGGGGAGCGUGUCUGUACCGCUACUUCACCCCAAAGAGGGUGUAUCAUGGCGCCAUGCAGUUCAGCGACAUGUCGAGCGGACCUGAGAGCCAGCCGUACUACCUGCCAAGAGUGGAGGAGGAGGUGGAGAUCUCGGACAGCAUGGCCGUCAUCAGCGUGCCCCCUCCCCGCUUCAGACCCGGAGACCCUGCCUACAUCCUCCACGACUUCAACAGGAAGCUGACGGCGUAUCUGGACCUGACCCUGAGGACCUGCUUCGUGAUUCCUCUCAACACCUCGGUGGUGCUCCCCCCUCAGGACCUCAUUGAUCUGUUCUCUCAGCUGAUGUCUGACUCAUACCGCAGCUACCUGGUGCACGAGGACCUCGUGGUGACAGAGCGUAUUGAUGAUGUCAAGCCUCUGGGUUUCUAUAUCCGCCGGCUGUGUGAUGGGAAGGAGACAUACAAGAUGCAGCGCCGUUCCACCCUGCCAGGUGGGGGCAUCCAGAAGCGUUCUGCCGAGGACUGCUUCACCAUCCACCACUUUGAGAACAAGUUUGUGACAGAGACACGCAUCUGCAAGGCUUGAUGGGAACAUGCGAUCGUGAGGUCAGAGAGCGUACGAGCGCGUGUCAGAGGGAUGUCCGAGUGAUGGAGACAGAUGGGGGGGUGGAUGGGGAUGGGUGGGUGUGGAUGAGGAUGGGAGCAAGGUUGAGCUGAAAGUUACUUUUGUAUAAAAAUCUAGUUUUUGCCUCUUCUUGCGUUUUAGCUUGUGUUGAGUGACCUUAAGUUGCAGCAGUGACGCUUAAACCCCCCCCCCUGAUGUUUUUCCCUCUAAACCUCUAAAGCUCAUUGCUCUCUCGCUCAAUAUUCACUAGCUAGUCUCGUACUAUUAACUUAAAGCGUCGUUAGGUUUCAUUUGUUACGUUAAAUAUUGUUUCGUCACUGUAGUUUCCUUCAGACUGAUCUUAUUGAUGUUACUGUAUUAAAACAUUGAGCCGCCCCCAGACUAGAGCGGUUAGUCACCAUACUGGGGGUGCUAGUGGGAGUCUCUCAUGUCAGACCUGUCUUGUUCGUCCUCCUGUCACCUCUCUCAUGCAGCAGCUCGGGUGAGGUGGACCGCCGUCGUGUGGCACGGGUACGUGUGAAGGGGUAUGGCCCAGAACUGUGAUAGUAUACUUUAAAAAACAUGUUUACCGGAUCAUAACAGACAUGCAAAACCAGCCACUACGUUUGUAGAUAUUUCCCAGAAUGCCCUGCUGCUCCCACAGAUCUCCUCUGUCCCGCUGUGUUAUGGUUUAUUGUAACUGGUAGUAAAAACUCUGACGCACUAUAUGAGCAGUAUUUGUGUUUGUGUCGAAACAUUCGUGACUGUAAACUUGAAUGAGUUGAAGGGGCGGCGUGAACUAAAGGGAAAUUGCACAAAAUAUGACAUGAAAGCACACGAUUGUCUAAAAUGAGCUGUUAUUUAUGGAAGAUUAGUCCUAUUUCAGGAGUUAAGUUUUAACUGCGGCAGCUGCAAUGACGACACCUGUUGUCGUAAUCGUCUGAGAUUUGAAAUUGUUAUGAGAACACUUUACUUGUUCAGAUUCAUUUAUACAAAGGAGCGACACAGUUGUCUUUGAUUUUGAAAUCCCUUGUGAAAAAGAUCCAAAAUACAAAAAAAAAAAAAAAAGAAAGUUUCUGCCAAAUAACCUCAAAGUCAUUUUGAGAGGUUUCAUAUGCGAUGCUUGCACAGGAAGACAAUCAAAAGGAGGUUUGUUUCUAAAAAUGGGUUCCUGUCUGCUUUUUACCUGAACACUAAUGCAUUAGAUAGAAACAAUGUUAUGUGCAACUACUGAACUGAACUUCACUUUGUUGUUUGAAUAAAGCUACUUUCUUUACCUACUGAAAA